UCUCUGCACUCUAGUUCUACUUCUUCUCAAAUAAUAUAAUAAUAAUAUAAUUUUUGCUAACCUUUCUUUCUCAUUUACUUGUAGGGAAUGUUUUGCUUUAUGGAGUUUCAUUCUUGAGCUUAAUUUCUUUUUGUUUCUUGCUUGUUAAUUAUUUCUCAGGCCCCCCUUUUGCCUUUAAAUCAGAUAUUUGAUCUUCUUGUCUCUUCAUCUUUAUCAGAAUACUAGUUGGCCUUUAGGUUUGUUGUAUCUGAGAUGCCUUCUACGGAUUUUCCCCUGCGUUGGGAGAGCACGGGAGACCAUUGGUGGUAUGCUUCUCCGAUUGACUGGGCAGCUGCAAAUGGUCAUUAUGAUUUGGUCAGAGAACUUCUACGAAUGGACGGCAAUCAUCUUAUCCAGCUUGCAUCUCUUCGUAGGAUCCGUCGCCUUGAGAGUGUCUGGGAUGACGAUGAGCAUUUUGAUGAUGUUGCAAAGAAUCGCUCUCAGGUUGCGUACAAACUUUUGUUAGAGUGUGAAUCUAAGAGAGGGAAAGAUUCUCUUAUUCGAGGUGGCUAUGGUGGAUGGCUUUUAUAUACAGCUGCCUCAGCUGGGGAUUUGGAUUUUAUUCAAGAACUGCUUAAAAGAGAUCCACUUCUUGUUUUUGGCGAAGGAGAGUAUGGUGUUACUGAUAUAUUAUAUGCUGCAGCCAGGAGUAAGAGUUCUGAGGUUUUUAGGCUGCUUAUUGAUUAUGCUCUUUUGCCUCGGUUUUCUGAGGGUUAUAAGAAAGAGGAUGAGGAAGAUACUAAGGAGAUGCCUUCUGCUUAUAAGAGGGAGAUGAUGAAUAGAGCUAUUCACGCUGCUGCUAGAGGAGGUAAUCUGAUAAUAUUGAAGGAGCUUCUUGGCGAUUGCUGUGAUGCACUGGCUUUCAGAGAUGUUCAAGGUUCAACUAUAUUACAUGCAGCUGCUGGCCGGGGGCAGGUUGAGGUAGUAAAAGAUCUUGUAGCAUCUUUUGAUAUCAUUGAUUGCUCAGACAAUCAUGGGAACACAGCUUUGCAUGUGGCUGCUUACAGAGGUCAAUCAGCAGCGGUUGAGGCUUUAAUGCUUGCAUCUCCAUCCACAAUGUAUUCAAGAAAUAAUAAUGGGGAAACUUUCCUACAUAUGGCUGUUACUGGGUUCCAGACCUCCAUCUUCCGGAGAGUGGACCAGCAAAUUGUGCUUAUGAAACAACUCGUUUCUGGAAAUGUUUUCAACAUUGAGGAAAUCAUUAAUGCCAAAAAUAAUGAUGGGAGAACUGCUCUUCAUGUGGCCAUUAUUGGGAACAUUCAUACUGAUUUAGUGGAAUUGCUUAUGAGUGUCAGCUCGAUUGAUAUCAAUGUCUGUGAUAAUAAUGGCAUGACUCCACUCGACCUCCUCAAGCAACGGCCACAUUCUGCAUCAUCAGAAUUACUGACUACCCAAUUGAUUUCUGCUGGAGGGGUCUUCAGUUGUCAAGAUUAUUCAGCAAGGAGAAUUAUGGCUUCCCAUAUAAGGAUGAGAAGUGCAGGUAUUAGUCCAGGAACUUCGUUUAAAAUCCCCGACUCAGAAUUAUUCUCACACAUGGGCAUCAGGGAACGAGACACUAGAAUCAAAUCUGAUGGUAUUACUAGUGCAAGGUUGAGCACUGAUCAAGAAGAAAUGAGAAAAGUUGACUUUGUUAUGGAGAAUCAUGGCCCAAAAAAGUAUGCUAAGCAAAGUUCUGUGAGUGAUACAGCUUUACGCUUGAAACGCCUCUUUGGUUGGCCCAAGAUUAAGAAAAAGAAACCUGAGAUUCUGCAGAAAAAGAUUGAUGAAAUUUCCCUGAGCAGCUCUGAGGAAAUUCCCAUUUCACUUCGACAGAGAUAUUCACAACGUUCAUCACUAGCCAACAACAAAAGAACGAUUUCAGUUAGUAACAAUGUCCAGAGUCCAAUUGCUAAAAAGAAAUUUGCUUUUGGACUGGUACAAGGAGUUGUGCAUUCUAUGCCACAUUCAAAUGCCAAACAUCGGUCAUGUUCCAGUUCAUUAUCAAAAUCAUCACUUUCUUCACAUAGUUCAUUAGAUAAGCAAAAAGACAUCAUUGUGGAGAAUAACAUGGCAGAGGAAUCUUGUUGUGCUCCAACAGUUGAUGCUGGGUCAAAUGUUCCAGCUCGUGGCAACACGAAAUUGAUGAAACGAAUAUGUUUUGGUGCUUCGGGCAGCCAGAAGCAACACGAGAUUCAUGAGAGAUCAUUUUCUUCAAUCACCAGCUAGAAACAAAGGAGAGAAGACCUGCUUACAAGCGUUCAGUGUCACAGGUUAUGUAGGUCUGCAAGAUAUGCUUUCAUUUGCAUUUUUAGUUUGUCUAACAUGUCGAGGAUAUGGAAUUUUAAUGCGAAGUUUGUAGUUUGUUGCUUUUCCUAGGAAUGGAUACAAUUUUCACGCA
Daucus carota subsp. sativus is the source of this 2416-nucleotide messenger RNA. RefSeq lists its product as uncharacterized. The record is from RefSeq and is a predicted model, not a curated record. Lineage: Eukaryota; Viridiplantae; Streptophyta; Magnoliopsida; Apiales; Apiaceae. Gene Ontology annotation, molecular function: protein binding. The coding region runs from base 253 to 2244 and encodes 663 amino acids. The transcript is spliced from 3 exons.